AUGGCGAUGUUUAACGGCGCGAGCGCGACGGAGUAUUUCGGGAUGGUGUCGGCGAUGCGAAAGAAGGAGGCGCCGUACCCACCGCCGCCUUGGUGCGUCAAUGUGUGCGUCGCGGCUUGCUCGGCGAUGCCGCUCAUCCUUCACUUUUCCAACGGCCGGAUGACGUUUAUCGUCGCCACGACGGUGAUCGCGCUGUUUUUAAUCUUCGCUGCUCUCAUCGUGAACGAGGAAUCGCACUUUAAUGAGUUCUCGUCCUCUCUGUUUGGGCUCGUGUACGCUGGAUUUUUGCCGACAUUUUGGGUGAAACUUCGCGGUAUGAGCGGCGUUGCUCUGAAUUCACCGGGCAGCCUCAUCCACCUUUGGCCUAGUUUCCUCGGUGGUCCAGACGUAUGGACGCUUGGACUCGCGGCGACGUUGACGAUUGUACUCGCCGUCGUCGCCGCAGAUGUCGGCGCUUACGCCGCUGGUAAGACGCUCGGCAAGAAUAAACUCACGCGCGUGAGCCCUAACAAAACGGUCGAAGGCGCGGUCGGCGGCUUACUGGCGUGCACUGGAACGUGCGCCGGGUUGUUCGUCGUGAUGGGUUGGCCAGGGACCCCGCUUCAAGGCGCGUUACUGGGCGUAAUGGUCUUUCUCACUUCCAUUUUUGGAGACUUGCUUGAGAGCGUGAUGAAGCGUAACGCUGACAUGAAAGAUAGCGGCAAUUUGAUUCCCGGUCAUGGAGGCCUGUUGGACAGAUUCGAUUCGUAUAUUUUCACCGGUAGCGUGACGUAUUUCUUCGUCAUCGCCGUGCUCGGCGGCUUUCGGCGUGUAUUUAGCGUCGGGUACUAUUAG
Ostreococcus tauri is the source of this 834-nucleotide messenger RNA. Its product is annotated as Phosphatidate cytidylyltransferase. The transcript has a single exon. The record is from RefSeq and is a predicted model, not a curated record. Gene Ontology annotation, cellular component: membrane. The coding region runs from base 1 to 834 and encodes 277 amino acids. NCBI's taxonomy places the organism in Eukaryota, Viridiplantae, Chlorophyta, Mamiellophyceae, Mamiellales, Bathycoccaceae. Gene Ontology annotation, molecular function: transferase activity, transferring phosphorus-containing groups.